UUGCAUACUCAUACAUUAGAGGAAAUGACUGUUUCCAAAAUACAAGUCAUCAUUUUGUUUGCGUCAGCUGCCGUUGCUAUAUCGACAAACUGCCCUCCAUCUGAAGAUACAUGGCCAUGUUCGUGCCACGAUAAGCAAGUUGAUGCUGACAUCACACUCUACUGCUCUGACCGAGACACGAACCUGGGACAACUGAAGAAAGCACUGAAUACGCUUAAAACGAAGAGAAAUGUGGGUGUCGAACUUGAAGAAGUUAAGCUCGGCAGAGUUCCUUUUGAUUUUUUUAAGGGAAUCGACAUAAAAUAUCUUCACUUGUCGCACUGCGAUUUAGACACCCUGGCUGAUGGUGGUGGCAAACCUCUUACAGGAUUGGAAGACAGCUUAGAGGAACUGGUCAUAUCUUCAUCCUUCACUGAAGACAAUGUUCCAGCUAAGCUUGUCGUCAGCCAUUUGCGAACUCUGAGGGAAUUAGAUCUGACAAACAAUAUCAUCACAAACUUGGACAAUGAUUGGUUUAAGAAUGCCCCAUCGUCCUUACGUCGAUUAUCGAUCACCAAUAAUGGCAUUCAGAAAGUUGGUGACCGGGCAUUUUCAGACAUUUCUAAUCUAGAAUAUCUUUCUUUGAGUGGCAACAGAUUUGGAACUUUAGCCAGGAGUAUGCUUCCUAAUCCUGCUAACGAAUUGGAUACACUUGAAUUAGACAACAAUGCUUUGAGAAGUCUUCCAGACAAUUUUUUCAACAACAUACCCUACUUAAAGGUAGUUUCCCUGUCAUCCAAUGGAAUAAACAAGCUUCCAGAGAAAGUGUGGAGACCCGUAUGGAAUAAACUCGACGACAUUGAUCUCAGAAGAAAUCCACUGGAUUGUGAUUCUCACAUGAACUGGAUGUGGCAAGUUCCCACCUGUGCAGACAUAUCCGCCACCUGUAUGUCACCUCGUCAAAAGUUUCGGAAAAAUAUCCCAUUUGUGAAAUGCACGUAACACAGAAUUAAAAAUUGAAAACUAC
This is a messenger RNA of Parasteatoda tepidariorum (common house spider), 1006 nucleotides long. Lineage: Eukaryota; Metazoa; Arthropoda; Arachnida; Araneae; Theridiidae. The record is from RefSeq and is a predicted model, not a curated record.